AUGCUGGAGGGGUGGCGCAAGUGGGGCGGCGGCGACCUAGAGCCGGUCCUCACGAGCGGCGCCGCCGCCCUCCUCGACGCGCAGUGGAUCAUCCGCCACGCCGAGGCGGGCGGCGUCCUCGCCCACCGCCAGGCGCUGCCCAAAGAGGCCUUCGUCUCCCUCGCCGACCUCGUCGAGGCGACCACCGAGUAUGGCAGCCUUCCCGUCGCCGCGCUCUCCUACCCGUGGCUGACCAAGGACCACCCCGACCCGCGCGGAGCCAACCUCUCCCGCGUCGCAAGGGCACUCAAGGCCCUGCUCAGCGACCAUCCCUCGCUCGGCAAACCCCUCAUCCCGCGGCUCGGCGUGUUUUGGGACUUCGGCUCGCUGCACCAGCACCCCGACCCCGCCAACGGCGUCAUGCGCACCGAGGAGCAGAACGCGCUCUUCAAGCAGGGGCUGAGCUGCCUCGGCACGCUCUACUCCCACCAGCACACUUGGGUGCUGCGGCUGACCUCCUUCCCGGACGGCCACAAGGCGGAGGACCAGGCCGAAGGCACCAACGUGGCCAAGUACUUUGACCGCGGCUGGUGCUACACCGAGGCCAGCUGGGCGGGCCUGACAAAGGCUGGCUACCUCUCGCUGGACCUCGGCAAGAUGCGCGCCGGCGUGGAGUACGGCCUCAACAGCCUCCUCGGCGACUGCACCCAGGACGGCGGCCGGCGCCCUCCGCUGCUGCCGUCUGCGUUCGCGGCGGAGCUGGAGACGAAGAGCUUCACCAACGGCAAGGACGACAAGCCGCUGGUGAAGCGGCUGUACGAGGCCGCCUUCAAGGAGCAGUUUGGCAAGGCGACCGAACUGAAAUACGACGGCCUCGGCUGGGGCGACGCGGAGGCGGCGCAGCUGGCGGAGGUCCUCGCGAGCGGGGCAGCGCCGCGGCUCGAGUGGCUCAAUCUCCGCGGCAACAAGAUUAGCGACGAGGGCUGCAAGGCGCUGGCCGCCACCCUCAAGGAGGGGGCCGCCCCGAGCCUGAAGGCGCGAGACGCCCCCCUCGCCACACGCCCCUCCCCCGCCCAAUGCUGA
Messenger RNA from Emiliania huxleyi CCMP1516, 1062 nucleotides. RefSeq lists its product as hypothetical. The record is from RefSeq and is a predicted model, not a curated record. Bases 1 to 1062 code for a protein of 353 amino acids. NCBI's taxonomy places the organism in Eukaryota, Haptophyta, Isochrysidales, Noelaerhabdaceae. The transcript has a single exon.